AUCUACGUAAUUAGUGUUGAAUACUUUGCGCGGGACACCGGCCGUGAUGGGGGACACACGGAUACGUCGGGGUUGAAGUGGUUCAAACUGAGAGCCGCUUUUCACUGUUCUGUGAUAUCAUAACUAUGACAUCGUGAGAUAAGACUUUCACAUCUGAAAGCAGUAUUGAAAGGAUUGAUGUCCUUGACGAGCAUGGACUCGGACAGCACAGACACUGGUUCACCCAGCCUACUUAACCACUUGCGAAAGUUCCGCUUUCAAAAGAGAGUGCAUCAAGAUCGGGAUGAAAAGUGCAACGAGAACUCCGAUAACAGUCCUUCGGGUACUCAAGCCACUGUGAUACCGGAAACACCCGAAUCUCAACUUGGAAAAGCAAAUAAUGAUACCGAAGAUAAGUCAACCUUCAGCGAAAACAGCCGCCAUACCUGCGAUUCAGAGAGUAAGUCACCUCAUAACGGUGACAUCCAGCUCACAACGGAGGGAGACGAAAGUCCGCUAAUCCACAACGGAACCAAGAAGAGGCGGAGGAUCAUCUCCAUAGACUCGGAUGAUAGCAACGGGGCAGACGGCAGCUUCAAGCGUACCAAAGUGGCAGACGACGAGUUGGCAUGUCUGACGAAGCGAGAACGGUGUCUCCGACAACUGAUGAGUCAGUUCGAGAAGGCAGACGUGAUGGAGAUUCAAGAUGCCCUUGUCAUGUGGGACUGGGACAUUGACAAGACGUUCAACUUCCUCAAGGAAAAUCCACCCAGCACUCAUGGCGAGUCAAACAACGCGAGGAGGUCGUCGUCUGCAAAUUUUGUGGCUGCCGUUAGAGGUGUCGUAUUCGAUGAAGAGGGUGACGGAAACAGCAGUUACCCCUCGUCCCCGAGGGAAAAGCCACCUCCAAAGCCAAAAGUGGAAUCUAAGUUCAAGACAUUUAACAAGAUGAGUUCCCAAAAAACAUUGAAGCCGGAGGGAGAAGGUGCAGUGCUGUCUCGAAAGAAUGAAGGCAAGAAGAAAAGACGCAUCACCGUCCUGGACAACAGCGACGACGAUGGAGAUUACAAGAAUGAGAGCAUCUACGAUUCUGGCGACGACAGCGACGGCGACAACGGUGACGAGAACGUCAGCGUGAGCAUAGUCAAGAAUCGUCUGGCCGUCACCGAGUUCUUCAACGACGCCACGAUCGCAGAGUUGAUGGCGGUGCCCUCUUGUAGCAAGAAGAAAGCGGAGGCCAUCGUUGAGAACAGGCCCUACAAGAACUGGUCGGAACUGGUUCAAAAGUUUGAGACUCGCAAGAACCUGGCACCGUCGUUGCUCAAUAGUGCCAAGGACCUGCUGCACACGCGCUGGGUCGUCAAGCGGCUGAUGAAACGUUGCCAAGACAUCGCCGACAAGAUUGAGAAUAUCGUCACGAGCCUCGUCCGUGGCGAGUCUCAGGACUCCGAGGGUUACAUCAAGGUGCAGCCCUCGAUACUCAACCAAAGCAUGACGCUGGCUCCUUACCAGCUAAUUGGCCUCAACUGGCUGGCAUUGAUGCACAGGCAAGAGGUCAAUGGCAUCCUCGCGGAUGAGAUGGGGCUCGGGAAGACUAUCCAGGCCAUUGCCUUCUUGGCCUAUCUCCACCAACAGGGUGAAAAUGGACCUCACGUCGUCGUCGUCCCUUCCUCGACGCUAGAGAAUUGGAUGCGGGAAUUUGAACUGUGGUGCCCGUCACUGACGUUGCUCGUGUACCACGGCAGUCAAGAGGACCGCCGGGACCUCAGGUACCAGAUCCUCGACGGUGAGGUGGGAGACUUCAACGUCCUUCUGGCCACGUACCACAUGGUUGCCAGCAACGCAGAGGACAGGAGUCUCUUCAAGAAACUCUCAUUCAAGUACGUCAUCUUCGAUGAGGCACACAUGCUGAAGAACAUGGCUUCUCAGCGUUAUGGGAACCUGAUGAAAAUCAAUGCUCAACGGAAAAUUUUGCUCACCGGAACACCGCUUCAGAACAACCUGGUGGAACUGAUGUCUUUGCUCAGCUUUGUCAUGCCAACCAUGUUCCAAAAGAAAACCGACCAGAUCAAGUUAAUGUUCUCAUCCGCAGCCAAAGACGAAUCAAAUCAGAGCAAGUUUGAGAAGGAACGUGUGGUGCAGGCCAAGCAGAUCAUGCGCCCUUUUGUCCUGCGACGACUGAAGAAGGAUGUCCUGCAGCAGCUGCCGUCGAAACACGAAGAUGUCCGUCACUGCGUCAUGACACCGCAUCAGAGCACCCUGUACAAGGGCAUUGUCGAGACGCUCUCAAAAGAGUUCAAAGAGAGGCAGAAGGCAGACGGGAUGUUGAUGAAGCUGCGGAGGGCCUCCAAUCAUCCGCUCCUGCUCAGGCACUACUACGAUGAAGAGAAGCUGAGGUGUAUGGCAAAGUUGAUGCUGAAAGAACCAACACAUCGUGAUGCCAACCCCGAUCUCAUUUUUGAAGACAUGGAGGUCAUGUCCGACUUUGAGUUACACAUGCUCUGCAACCGCUACGAGAGUGUGCGAUCAUUCAGGCUGGAAGAUGAGAAAAUCCUGGACUCUGGGAAAUUGAUAGAACUGGACCUGCUGCUAAAAGAGCAGAUUGGAAAGGGCAACCGCGUUCUCAUCUUCAGCCAGUUCACCAUGGUGUUGGACAUACUCGAGGCAUAUCUCAACAUACGUCGGCACAAGUGGCUUCGCCUAGAUGGCAGCACCUCUGUUCAGGACAGGCAAGACCUGAUAGACAAGUUCAACAAAGAUGACAGCAUCCUCGCCUUCCUGCUGUCGACGCGAGCUGGUGGUCUAGGUAUCAACCUGACCUCCGCAAAUGUCGUCAUCCUCCACGACCUCGACUUCAACCCCUACAACGACAAGCAGGCGGAGGACCGCUGCCACCGGAUGGGACAGAGCAAAGAGGUGCAGGUGGUGAAGCUUGUCAGCAAGGACACCAUAGAAGAAGGGAUCCUGUCAGUCGCACGAGACAAGCUAAAAUUGGAGAAGGACGUUACGGGAGAUUCCAAGGAGGAGGAUGACGCAUCGACCAGUGUGGCCCAUCUACUGAAAGAUGCCCUCGGGUGUUAGGUUUUAAACUUUCUUAGGACAACUGUUGUGAUAGAAGACUUUCCUAUUUGCUACAAACUGCGUUCCAAAGUGUUUUGAGCACAACUUCCAAGUGGAUAUUUGUUAGUUCAGUUUUGAAUAGACUUUUAUAAUUUUCUAUGAAUUUCAUUUUUGAAGUCCAUGGACGUAUUUGGAGUGCCACAGCAACCUUUCGAUGUGGUUUCACGUUUGCUAAAUUUGCAUGUAAAUUUGGCAGCGUGACGACUUUAUUUUGUAAUGACAGUGUGCCUUAUGCAUGUGAUUUUCCUUUGUCCACACGAAGCUGGUAGCAUUUUAAAAUGUCUACUUUUUUUUAGACAUUACUUUCGAAGGCCUUAUACAGAUGUAAGAUACAGAGCAGCCCCGAGUUGAAGUGGUGCAACUGGGAUCUGGAAAUAAAAGUAUUCGCGGAAAAGAGAGUUUGGGAGCAACAACGCCGUGCGUGUGUGUGUCUGGCUUAAUGAGGUGUUUAUUACUUGCAUGUCAUUCCCCAAUCAUCAUAACCUGUAACGUUUACUGUCAUUUUCUGUUUUACGCACUUAAACAUCUUACCGAAAAAAAUAGGUGCGAAGAAACAUUUCGGCAGUUUUAUUUCUCGUUUCCAACAAUCUCUCGCGACUUUAUUUUAAAGCGGAAGCAUAUCAGGCACACACAUUCUUGUUUGUACUAAAAGAUGUACAAAUAAAAUGUAAUUUAAAGUGAGUUUGGAUAAUAAACAUUGCGUGGACGACAAAUGAA
Messenger RNA from Ornithodoros turicata, 3816 nucleotides. RefSeq names its product SWI/SNF-related matrix-associated actin-dependent regulator of chromatin subfamily A containing DEAD/H box 1-like (gene Etl1). Gene Ontology annotation, molecular function: ATP binding; DNA binding; ATP-dependent chromatin remodeler activity. Bases 178 to 3060 code for a protein of 960 amino acids. The transcript has 19 exons. Lineage: Eukaryota; Metazoa; Arthropoda; Arachnida; Ixodida; Argasidae. The record is from RefSeq and is a predicted model, not a curated record. Gene Ontology annotation, cellular component: nucleus.